This is a messenger RNA of Salvia miltiorrhiza (redroot sage), 3926 nucleotides long. RefSeq lists its product as uncharacterized. The transcript has 2 exons. The coding region runs from base 799 to 3555 and encodes 918 amino acids. The record is from RefSeq and is a predicted model, not a curated record. Lineage: Eukaryota; Viridiplantae; Streptophyta; Magnoliopsida; Lamiales; Lamiaceae.
CUUUUACAAGGCAGCUGAUUAUUUGACUUAUAAAGGCGUUUGGUAUUGGAAGAAAAGGCGUGGAGCGGCAACGGUGGGGCCCGCCGGGAAUUGUUUAAUUAGGAAUCCAAUUUGCACUAAUUAAAGAUUUGCGGUAAACACAAUCGACGAUUGGAAGUCAAACGUAAUGUGCUUUUGGUUAAGCCAGUAGUCAACGUCAAAGGAGAGAAGAGAGAUAUACUGAAAGAGAGAGAGAGGGGAAAAGGUAAUGAAAUAUUGGUUUUCAUGUUUUUGAUUCACGACUGAAGUAAAUGUGCAUUUGUUGUGGAGAGAGAGAGAGAAAAGUGAGCUCACAGCUCUUUCUGGUGCUUCAGUAAAGGAGGUAGAAGAGAAGGCUUCUUUCUUUGAUUCACAAAGCUGGUUGAAAUUUGGUGUUGCGAGUUUGAAUCUCGAGAAUCGUGGUCUAUGUUGAAGAAACGUCGAAUCUAGGGUUUUCUUUAAUCUGGAUCAGUAUCGACUUUCAAAUUGUUUCAAUUUCUGUUUGAGUUUGUGUUAGGGCAAAUGCCCUUCCGCUUUCCCUCGUUAAUGGUGUCUUUGGAUUUUGAAAGCAAAGUGUAUUCUUGAGGAAGCUUUUCCGGCUUUGCUUCCUUUUGCUUUUAGGGGUUUAGGGUUGAAUAGAGCCUCUUUUUUUCAGCUGGUAGAUGGGCUGAAUCCUGAAAACAGUCACUUUCCUUGAUUUUGAAUUCUCUCUUUCUAAGAUUGAUUACAUACAAUUUUGAAGGAGGGGAGAUUGGGUGAAAAAAAAAAACAGAAGCUUUAAUGCAUCUCUCUCUAUGGAAGCCAUUAUCUCACUGUGCAGCUCUGCUCUUGGACAAGAAGAGCAGAAGAAGAGAUGGGUCGGAGCAUUCGGGCGAAGAAAUUAAGGCGAACCCGUCGACUCUGAGGAAGCUGCAAGAGCACAAAUUAAGGGCAGCACUUGAAGAAGCAUCUGAGGAUGGAUCCCUUGUUAAGUCGCAGGAUAUGGAUUCUGAGAUAUUGGCCAACCAAGACGACGGCUUAGGCAGAUCGCGGUCGCUGGCACGGCUGAAUGCUCAGAAGGAGUUCCUCAGAGCCACUGCUCUUGCUGCUGAACGCAUAUUUGAGUUAGCAGAUUCAAUUCCACAGCUCAAUGAGGCUUUCUCCAAGUUCCUCACAAUGUAUCCCAAGUACCAGUCGUCAGAGAGGAUCGACCAGCUGAGGUCCGACGACUACUCGCAUCUCUGUGCUGCUGCUGCAAAGGUAUGCCUUGAUUACUGUGGAUUUGGGCUGUUUUCAUUGCUGCAGACUAUUCAUUAUUGGGAAUCAACUACGUUUAGUUUGUCUGAGAUAACUGCCAAUCUGAGUAAUCAUGCUUUGUAUGGGGGAGCUGAGAAAGGCACCGUAGAACACGAUAUAAAGACCCGAAUAAUGGAUUAUUUGAAUAUACCUGAGAAUGAAUAUGGCCUUGUGUUUACUGUGAGCCGUGGCUCGGCCUUUAAGCUGCUUGCUGAAUCAUACCCUUUCCACACAAACAAGAGGUUGCUGACCAUGUUUGAUCACGAGAGCCAGUCGGUGAAUUGGAUGGCUCAGAGUGCUAGAGAGAAGGGUGCCAAGGUCCAGAGUGCCUGGUUUAGAUGGCCUACCUUGAAACUCUGCUCGACUGAUCUGAGGAAGCAGAUUUCAAAUAAGAAGAAGAGAAAGAAAGAUUCGGCAACUGGUCUUUUCGUGUUCCCUGUUCAAUCUAGAGUGACGGGUGCUAAGUACUCUUAUCAAUGGAUGGCACUGGCGCAACAGAAUAACUGGCAUGUCUUGCUUGAUGCUGGGGCGUUGGGUCCAAAAGACAUGGACUCGCUUGGACUGUCCUUAUUCCGACCAGAUUUCAUCAUCACGUCGUUCUAUAGGGUGUUUGGCUAUGACCCAACUGGAUUUGGAUGCCUUCUGAUCAAGAAAUCUGUGAUGUCAAGCCUUCAGAACCAGUCUGGUCAUGCAGGUUCUGGUAUAGUGAAAAUCACGCCCGUGUUUCCUAUGUACUUGAGUGAUUCGAUGGAUAACUUUGGUGGUUUUGGUGAAGAUGAGGAAGCCACUGGGAAUGGUGAAGUGAGCUCUGAGGCUCGCCCCGUAUCUCAAUUACCUGCCUUUUCAGGUGCAUUUACAUCUGCUCAGGUGAGCGAUGUAUUUGAGAGUGAGAUGGAGCAUGACAACAAUUCUGAUAGAGAUGGGGCAAGUACCAUAUUUGAAGAAACUGAAAGUAUUUCUGUCGGAGAGGUUAUGAAAAGCCCAGUCUUCAGUGAAGAUGAAUCAUCGGAUAAUUCACUGUGGAUCGAUUUGGGUCAGAGCCCAUUAGGAUCUGAUAAUGCUGGUCACUCAACCAAAAGCAAGGUCUCCUCUCCGUUGCCCCCUGCGUGGUUUUCCAGCCGUAAAAAUAACAAACUGACUUCUCCGAAAGCAUCAAACUUAUCAGGCAGCCCCAUGUAUACCAAGGAACUGAACCCGGACCGUCAUGUAUUGUCAUUUGAUGCUGCGGUGCGAUCAGUUUCUCAAGAAUUCGACCAUUUCAAAGAGAUUCCUGAAGAAGAACAAUUUACCGAAAGGCACCCUUCAGAUAUUCAAUGUUACCAGGAAAUCGAAGAAGAGCCUCAGACGAGUAAAUCAGUUCGUUCGUUCAAGGGCUCCAAUCGCAACAAUUUGGCUUCCAUUCAUAAUGGCUCUGCCUCUGAGAUUUCUCUGGAGAAGGAGAGCGCGAUAAGAAGAGAGACUGAAGGUGAAUUUCGGCUACUGGAAAGGCGAGAAGGUAGUAGAAUUGCCGGUGGGAGGUUUUUCGGAAUAGAUGAGACUGAACAGCCGGGGCGAAGGGUAUCCUUUAGUAUAGAAGACAACCGCAGAGGUCAGCUCAGUCAAACUCUUGAACCUGGAGAAAUGUCUGGAAAUAGUCUAGAUGAUGAAGACUACAUGAGCAACGGGGACUAUGGCGAUGAUCAAGAUUCUGAGAGGGCUGAACCUGAGAUACUCUGCAGGCAUCUCGAUCACAUCAACAUGUUAGGUCUCAACAAGACCACCUCCCGCCUACGGUUCUUGAUUAACUGGCUUGUCACAUCGUUGCUGCAACUAAGAUUGCCCGGUUUUAGUGGGAAGGACAGCGCUCCACUUGUCCACAUCUACGGCCCAAAGAUUAAGUAUGAAAGAGGUGCUUCAGUUGCCUUCAAUGUGAGGGACAGGAAUAGAGGUCUGAUCAGUCCAGAAGUCGUUCAAAAACUGGCUGAGUCACAUGGUAUUUCACUGGGUGUCGGAAUACUCAGCCACAUACGUAUCCUGGACAGUCCCAAACAGCAGCGGCGGCCUCCAAAUCUUGAUGAUACCACCCUUUGCAAGCCAAUGGAAAAUGGUAGGCACGAUGGUAGAAGUGGUUUCAUCAGAGUUGAAGUUGUCACUGCUUCACUUGGCUUUUUGACAAACUUCGAUGAUGUCUACAAGCUGUGGGCAUUCGUGGCAAAAUUUCUUGAUCCCACCUUUGUCAAAGAGGGUGUCCUUGCGCCCGUUGCAGAGGAGAUUGAAGAGUGAUGCUGGGAUCUGCUGCUGCUGCUAAUGCUUUUGCAAUCUUCCAUACACAGAAGAUGUAGAACGGCGUUGCUCAUAAAUAUCUGGCUGGAGCAGUUAGAAGGGUCGCGUGCAACACACGGAAUAGUUUUGGCUGGAUUCUUUUUGCCCCUCCUGCAUCUUCGCUGUGAUCGGGUUAAAUUUGUUAAUUCUUGUUUGUGAUUGCUUGGGUUUUAUCCUUGACCCUUUUGGGUUGCUGUAUCAUUUCAGAUAGUAGUGAUGAACUGAAGCAGAGGAAGAAGAAGAAAAAAAAGUUAGCAUUACAUCCUAUUUCCUCAUUGAGUUGUUGGUUUAUAUGCUUUCUUCUGUAUAAGAUUUUUCAUGUUCUGCUUGCA